AUGAGCGAUUGGAACAGCGACGACGAGGGCCGCGGGGGUGGCGGCCGGGUGCCGACGCACGAGGCCCCGACCGAUGAGGCGAACCGCGCUGCACUGCGGCAUCGUAAGCGUAUCAAUCGAAGCAACAAGUUGGUCGUGAACUUUGAUUCCGAAAGUCGGCGCGAGUUUAUCACCGGCUUUCACAAACGCAAGCUCGAGCGAAAGCAGGCUGCAAAGGAUGAAGCUGAAAAGCUGGUCCAGGAAGCUCGCCGUCAGGCGCGCCAAGAGAAGCGCGCGCAGCGUGAAAAGCGCCUACAGAAGCUGCCUCAACUCCCCGCCAUUCUGACCGAGUCGGCCCCAGUUGCGGGCGAUAGCGAAACGAGCCGAUUUGAUACUGCCGAGUCCAAGGUAACCGUGCAGGUCACGCCGCUCGAGUUGGCAGAUGGACCACCCGCUGGCGAGGAUCUCGAGGCCGAGGCGCCCAAGCCUGCAGGGCGAGCUAGCUCUGGUGGCAAGCGUGGCAAGGCAAGUGCUGAGCAGGAAAAGGCCAAGAAAGCCAAGUUUGCCAAGGCACAGAAGCUCGUGGAUCGUAACAAGUCUAAACAAGCCGGCGGAGGCCGAAGAGGUCGCGGCGGCAGUGGUCGCGGCGGAGGGCGAGGCCGAGGCAGUCGCGGUGGCCGUGGCCGUGGCGGACGAGGGGGUGGCCGAGGACGCGGUCGUUCCAUGAAGCACUUUGACUAG
This is a messenger RNA of Monosiga brevicollis MX1, 720 nucleotides long. RefSeq lists its product as uncharacterized. Gene Ontology annotation, cellular component: nucleolus. Gene Ontology annotation, molecular function: RNA binding. The transcript has 5 exons. The coding region runs from base 1 to 720 and encodes 239 amino acids. NCBI's taxonomy places the organism in Eukaryota, Choanoflagellata, Craspedida, Salpingoecidae. The record is from RefSeq and is a predicted model, not a curated record.